This is a messenger RNA of Xyrichtys novacula (pearly razorfish), 8665 nucleotides long. Lineage: Eukaryota; Metazoa; Chordata; Actinopteri; Labriformes; Labridae. The record is from the annotation of a GenBank genome assembly.
GAAACGAGCAGGCUACAUGGUGGCGGAUAGUCCUACAAGAAAGUCUCCAUGCACGGUGCCUGCCCUGCACGUGGAGGCUUUUCUUUCCACUUAACAAGUUUUCGCUUUUUCUAGGAGAAAUUGUGGACCCAUGAGGGCUCCAAACCCUGUUUUUUAAUGAUGCUUACAUUCACUUAAGUCAAUGUCAAGUAUGCGUCUUUGCACCGCGGGGGUAGUCAUUGCCAUCGCGGUGUUUACGCAGCUGCUGGAAUGUACCACAACAUGUCAGGUUAGUUCAACAUUAUUUCUAGGCUGAUUGUUGUAAAUAGUUAACUUGUACAUGUGCCGAUUUGUGAUCGCCUCGUAUGACUUUCUCUUUUUCUCCAGAGGGUUCUCCAAGGUGGUGAGUCGCUUUUAUCUAUUUAUCCAAUCACGAUGGCGCACCUUGCGCCAUUUGAGUAACUAUACAUUGACUUGUCCCAUCCCAGUAAUACACACUUUCUCUGAACAGGUUAUGUAGACGGAGACUGCCCUGUCAAACUGACCUCAGCCCCAAAUAUCUCUAGAGGACGGUACACUGAACAUGUCACAGUUAGUGUUUGGAAGAAGGCUUGGGGUAUGGAAGUUUGAAACUUGGAUUUUUAUUUUACUGUUGUUUGAUAAAUAUGUCCUACCAGCCUACGUGAGCAUUCAUGACAGCACAAAUGCACACAGUCCAGGGUCAGACAACAGGAGAGAAAAAAAACGAACAAUAGAGUGACACAUGAAGACAUUAGCUAACAAGACUAUCUUGUCUAGGCUUCCUAUAAGACUAAAUUGGCAAGCUCAAACACAUCAAAUUUAAACAGCCAGUCCAGUUUGUUCUAGAUCUAGAUCUUAAUGGUGGAACCAAGAGUGUUAUCAUCAUCAUUUUCAUUGUAUGAAUUGGAAAAAGUUUGCAAAGUCAUGUUCUGACUUGACAUCCUCCUGUCAUUUCUGUGGGUCUGCUGAAAUGUGUAAAGCUCUAGUAAGCGUUUUUUCAGCUGGUUUUGACACAAAGUAAAAUAAACACUGUGCCUCUAUGUUAGAUACUCUAGACCAGACCUGGGCACACAUCCGGCCCUUUGGAUGCCCUUGCCUUGCCCUUCGUGAGAUCCGUCAAUCAAAUCAUCAACAUGCUGUGAAAGUGUGUUGCUUUUAUUUUGAAAACCUAGCCAUUGUUUUAUUUCCGUUUGGACGCACGUGCGUACAUCCUAGAUCUUUAUUCGUGAACAGAGACAAGUUUAAACAUCAGCAAAAUAUAUGUGGACGCCUCAUAGUUGCCAAGUCUGCUUUAUAAAAGACUUUAGGCUUGUUUCUCUCAGAAGUCGCUUGUAAAACUGUAAAACUCAUGAGUCGGGGGUGCGCUUUUUUUGGGCUAGUUGCUCAUUUAGGCUUGCUUUUCUGUAUGUGAACCCCCUGAUUUGAAGUUGAAGUUAUUGUUAGUUCGUCCCUCCAACACAGUUCAGGUUUCUCAUUUGGCCCCAUGUAAAAAUUUAUUGCCCACCCCUACUCUAGACCAUCAGCAUAAAGAUUGGUUGUUAUACUUUAAAUAUUAUUACAUGAGACUUCCACAACAAGCUAAUUCAAUAACAGCACGCUUCUUAAACAGACUUGGAUUACUUUUCCCAUGGCAUGAAACCUUAAAAAUGAUAUAUUUCAGUUUGAAAAUGGAGCAGGGUGAGAUUUUUAUGUGUUAGAAGAACAGUUCUUACAUGUGUACGCAACAAGAUCAGCCAAGAGAAGAGGGACGCCAGUUCGUUUAUAGGGGCGACAACAUCAACACAAUCUGAUAAUUCCUCACUGGAGCUUCAAAGAUAUCCUCUUGUUUUUUACAGAUUCGAGUAAGGAUCCCAAUAUAAAUAUUAUCUCACCAGAAAAUUGCAUAAUAUAUCGUGAGAAGAAAAAGAAGAAGAAGAAAGUGAGAGUAAGUUCCCCGUGCACUUACUAUAAACUGUUGAAUUGAUGUUAUUAUGAAUUUACACAUUGCUCUUAUUAUUCCCUUUCUUUAGUGUGCCAAGAACAAUCUUCGUCAAGUUAGGGUCAGGCGUGCCAGUUCUGUCUCACAGCAAUCGGCACAGAAUUUUACCCCUGUUUAUAAGACUGAUAUUGACAUGGAUGAUAUUGACCAGGCUGGAGGAACUAGUGUCUGUGUGAAGUACAGCUCACCUUCAAGGAACUGCACCGUCAGCUGCACAAUACCAGGUAGUGGGAUAAAAAGUAUCAGUCCAUGUUUGAGUUACAUUUUGUCUUUUUUGGCUGAACUUGAUUGGAUUUGCUUUCUUUAUAUUUUUCCCUGAAUUUUGCACAAACAAAGGGAAGUUUGGCUUUUUUAGUGUUUCAGAAGGAUUUGGGUUUGUAUCUAUCACCUUUACACACUUUAUGAACUUAGUCCACCAAUAAGUUCAUAAAGUAAAGAUAAUAAAUACAAAUUCUACAACCAAAAUGAUAACUCACAGAAAUAUAACCAAGCCAUUAAAAAUGGGUAGGGGUUGCCAUCAGGGUUGCUACUGAACCCUUGGCGGUUCGAGUCCAUCCACACUCUGUAUUUUGUGUGAUGACAGUGGGGUAAACAGAACAUAGAUAUCUAGGUACGCUGAUGAUACUCUUUUGUCCAUGUUAAACUCAAACAAGUCACUCAGCUUGAAUUGAGAAAUAUUGUGGAAAACAAAGCAAAACUAAAACAAAGAGAGCUUGACCAAUAGUCGUUUCCCUUCAUUGACGUCAGGUUGUAUUUCAGGAUUGAGCAACAUAAACAUUUAAAAACAAGGGGCAGCUGUGGCUAAGAGAUAGAGUUGGUCAUCUCCCAAUUGGAAGAUCAGGGUUCAGUCCAAGAGCUAUCCACAUGCUGAAGUGUCCUUGUGCAAGACACUUGACCCCACCCACCCCUUCUGACUUUGCCCAGUGAUGUAUGUAUGGGAUUAGUCAAAAAACUGAAAGGCUCUAGACAUAGCAGUCAACUGGAGUACCGGUAUUUCAGAAUAACUCAGCCUACAUUUGAGAUCUGGGGACUGAGAAGGCGUGACUCACACAGCUUACAUAGUCUUCAAAACACCAAGUGAGUCCUCCACCCUUGUGAAUGGGGUCAAUGUUACCUCAAAAAUCUGGAUAGAAAUACGUCACAAAGGGAAUUAAAUGAUCUUUAAGAUGAUGAACGUCAUAUUUGUCUGCCUAACUCACUCCUUUUUUUCGCCAGCUUGUUUCCCCCAGCGUGUUUUGACCUGUCAAAGGGUGAUGAUCUUAUUCUUUUGUUUAUGUGUUUGUGUUGGACUCAGAUUUCAUACCAGAGUUUAAUGUGUCUGUGAAUCAGUCAUCUAAAUCCUUCAAUGUCACUGUGGGUCCUGGACACAAAGUCCAUGCCAGAUGGUGUUACUCAAUAAAUUUAAACAGCUGCAUUAAUGGGAGAUCUUCUCAAAUCACUGUAAGUAUAGUAUGCACAUAAAUUGCUGAAAUUUGUAUGCUAAGCAAAGAAAGAAAGCUAAUCAGUGAUACAAGCUAAUACUUUUUUUUUUUUAGAUUGACCCUUCUCAGUCUCAGUCAGGUCUUCUUAAAAUCCCUUACCUCCUGCCCUGUUCCUGUGUGGAGGUAAUUUGAUAACGUGGCAUUUUAUUUACAUGCAGUAUUAUGACUUUGUUGUAUCAGUUUGCCUUUGACUCCCGUGUGUGUUUUGACUACAUUGGCAGGUAUAUUACACCCAUCUAGACCCAAAACGAGACAUGAAGUGUCCACUUCUGGGUAAAAACCUUGAUGGUAAGUGUGAUGGGUGAUUCAUGUCAGAAUCGUAUUAAACUCUAAAUACCUUGUAGAGUUUUUUUGUUGUUAACACUGUUUCUUAUCUACAAGCAGGAUAAUCUGUAUUGUAACUCAGAAUUCCUCUCUUCUUGCUGGGUGGUUUCAAGAUUUAAUUAAAUGAAAAUUAAUUUUAAUUAAUUAUUGCUUUUUUUUUUUUUAAAUCAGCAGAGGUACAAAAGAAGCUAUGGAACUUUCAAUUUGUGUCAAUAUUGGCGCCCCCCUGUGGACAAAGCAGUCUUUGCGUAUCUUGCUAAAGGGACACAAAAAGGCCUCUCAUAAUUCUGACAUUUGUCUGUCAAAUUUAUUAUUAUCCCUUAUGAAUAUUUUAUGUGAUAAAUGUUGAACCAGCUGCUCGGCUGACACCUACCCUCCCACGCAGGUUUCAGUCAUUAAAAAUGACCGUUUAUAAAAAUCAUCAAUCUUGUUUCUGUCAAAAAAACUCCUAACAUGAGCUUAAUUAGUUGCUAGGAUUGUAAACUAUGCGAGUAAAUGGAGAGUUGAUAACAGCAGUAAUACUGGAGGUUUACAAAAACUAGGUGAUUUGGUUCUUCUAGAGUAAAUGUCACUUCCCACAGGACACAACAAACAGCUCUUUGUAUAAACUUUAUACAGGUUGUGUUUCUCUUCCAAAAUAACAAAUUCAAGAUUAUAUAAUCAGCUUUAAAUAAAAUACUUCAAAUCAAACAUACAACCAACCAUCACUCUGAAAGCUUAAUGAUUUACAGAUAACAUAUUUUAAUUUAUUCCUUUUAGAUGACUCAAAAACCGGAAUGUUAAAAUGACAAGUUAUGGUUUGAGGGGAGGUCAUUGACUCUACUUUUUUUCUUAUUUGGAAGAAGUGACUUCCUGGAGUGUUGUCAUCAUUCUGCACUUGACAGUAAAUCAGAGGAGAUUAAAGGAAGUUGUGGCUUUCCCUGCCAAGAAAAGGAUACCACAUAACCUCAUAUGACACCUGUCAUGCAGAGACAGGCUGACUUUUUUUUUACCCUAUUUGCAGUUUUCCUGCUAAGUUAGCCUAACAGCCCCCCUGGCUGUAGGUUCAUGAUUAAUAAGCAGGUAGAGGAGUUAAAGUGACCUAUUCACCAACUUUUCAUACUAACAUCUUUUUCAUUUACAUAAAUUGUUUUAAAAUUGGGAGAAACUGAGUCUUUGUAUUAACCAUAGACUGUAUAAAGAAUGGACAGAGUCUGCCUCCUCGCUUGGUGAAGCCACUCCGUGAACACCCUCUGUUGACAGGCUGCAGUAUAGGUCAUAAAUCCCGCCUCCGCCAGCAAAAAUUUAUUACACAGAACAUAAAUUUUUCUGCCCGCUGCUUGUGAUGUUGACAUGUAGUCACAGUAAGACUGGUUUGUGCCCAAGUCCUCUUUCUUCAGUGAAGCUCGGUUUUUAAAAGUUAUUAGGGGGUUAAUUUUUUCUUUGAUUGACACCUGAUACAGCCUGUUGGCUUUCAGGAAUUGCGUAGCUCACCCGGGGGGUACGCUGUUUAAGCCGAGCGUCAUCUCGGCGACUCUCUCGCUGAAUGCGCAAAACGCUACUGCGCAGCGCUGAUUUCAGGAAAUGAAGAAAAUUCCUGAAAAUACCGAGAGCUUUUUGGCUUCAAAUCCGUAUACAGACGGGAGGCGGAACCAAUUUGUUCAUAGUAUAUACAGUCUAUGGUAUUAACACAAGUAACGAGUUUGGUUUUCCUGCUCUCUGCUUCGAAACGAUUUGAAAUCAAAACUGGUUCGUGUACCAGACAUGUGGCUCUGGGUUCCUUUAUGAAGGAACUUUGUUGUUAACAACAGUAUCUGCAUUGCCUCCAUAGAUGUCAGCGAUGUUUGGCUGUCCUCUAAACUCACACCGUACAAGUCCUACCUUCAAUGGAGCUCCAAGUGUCCGGCCAGUUUCUUUCAGAUCUCUGCCUCCCUCUGCUGGAGGCAGCAUGAACACGUCUGCACACCUGUAUUUAACUUCUCUCUGCCAGAGUCAAAAGAUGGAAACCUGGUUAGUUUUGUUUUUUGUGUUUUUGAAUUUUAAAAUGGAAAAAAAUGAUCUUUUGAAGAUAAUUUUCUUCUCCAUAACAGAGAUACAACAUAUCAGCUGUUGACAAACACCCUCAGAUGUGCGUGCAGGUGAGAAUAAAACACGUGUGUGCAUUGCAAUAUGUCAUAUAAGUAACAGAAUUACAUGAAUGUUUUGUAUUUGCAGCUUUCUGUACAAGGCAGCCACAAUAUCUCUUGUCUUUUCAAGUCUGGUGAGUCGAGCUGCAAAACAAGGAGUCUUAUUUUUUUUGCUUCCAGCUGCAUUAGAUCUGAAUUUACCCGCCUUUUCCCUUCUUGACCCUCUCUGCCCUUGUCAUUUACAGAUGAGUCUUCAUGGGAAGUGUACACUGAGGCAGGAAAGCAGAGUGUGUAUUUGUAUUUCACUUCCACAGCUCAAGUGCAGUUCUCAGCUCAAUUCUGUGUCCUACAUGAAGGGGGAUGUACACCAAUAGGCCAAGUCCAUAAUGCAACCAUGGUGAGUAUAUGUACGGGUUUGUGAGGAGCAAAAAUGAGAGGAAAUGAAGUAAAAAUAUGAACUUGGGGACUGUUUUUUUUCCUUUCUUAAAUCCAGGAAGCAAACUCUACUCAGACAGUGACACAUGUCCCUCUGCUGUACCCUGAUGAGAAGCCUUGUGUGCAGGUAAACUACAUGCUGUGGAAGGUGCAUCUGUAUGUGGUGUGUUGCCUUUUACCCUGUCCUCAUUUUUUGACUUUACUUUUCUGCAGGUGUGGCAGUCUCAUCCUGCUCUUAUCGGUCGACGGAUUCUGUGUCCAUACUGUAAGUUAGACACAAAGUUGUACAUCUGAACAUUAGCUCACAAGUCCAUGCACUUACAUGCACAUCAAUAAAACCGAUUUGUUAUCUGGGUUUUUUUCAGACACGCACAACAGAUGGGGUGUAUGUGCCUUUGCUGCUUUGAUUGUUGUGGUUUUUACUGUGAUGCUGGGAAUUUUCGUACAACGUGUCACCAAAAAAGGAGCCGCAGGUACGCUCAGUCAGGACAUCAAGUACUAGGACAAAGCUCAAUAUAUCUGAAAAAUUAUAUACUAUGUCCUCAAGUAGCUAGAUUUUAACUGAUCGCUGUUAUUGGUGUAGGCAUUAUGAAUAUAUUUUUAUAUCUUCCUGUAUUUUCAGGUUGGCUCUCCAUCCAUAAGCCGGUGUUGCUGGUCUGCUCAUCAGAGCAGGCAGCUCACAUCUCUGCUGUGUGUGCUUUAGCCUCAAUCCUGCAGGGGGAACUGAGUGCCACAGUGCACAUGGCUCUGUGGGCCCAAAACUCUCAAAAGGAAGCUGGGGCUGGAACUGGAGUUGCAGAUCUGGGUCCACUCCCCUGGCUGUAUGGACAGUGGGAAGCUGUACGCAAAGCGCAGGGACAAGUGCUGAUUGUAUGGGGCCCUGAAGCAAAAAAGAGCUAUGAUACGUGGAGGGAGGCGAGGGCAGCUAAAAGACAGGAGGGGCAGGGGCAAGACAGGAGACUCGAUAAACACAAAGAUGAGAGAGACAUUGGAAAGGAAGAUUGUUCUAAACCAUGUGAUGAUAAAGACUGCUACUCCAUGAAGGAGCCGUCUACUGUGAUAGCACCAGUGUUUACUGCUGCUCUGGCCUGCCUGGAAAGGGAGCUGCAAGGGAGCAAGGGUCAGGGCCUCGCUCUUGUCUACUUCCAGGGACUUUGUCAUAGAGGGGACAUCCCAAAGACUUUCAGAGAAGUCCCCCGGUACUGUUUACCCAAGGAUUUCAGGGGCUUUAUACAGGAGCUGGGAGGGAUGAGCAGACAGAUGAAGAAAGACAUGUGGCACUGCUGGCCCAGACUCCUCUCUAAAAUACUGUCGAUAUGGCAAGCACAGAGACUUGCUCAGAGGCUACGGACAGUGCUGCUCCAGACACAAGGAAAAAAAACGCAAGAGCAGAGUGCCAGAUCGUCACAAAAAAUGAAGUCAAACAAGACGCGCGGUCGGCUCAAGUUACCUGUGGAAGCUGACAUUGCAUCGUCUGGGACUGUACAAGAGCACGAGCCGCUCCACGUGUCGCCAUGGAGAGCAGAGGUGCUUUAAUCUCAAGUUUCUGACGGGUACAGACUUUUGUUUUGCUGGACACCUGAUACAUUAUGAGACACAGCAGCUAGUGUUACACUGAGAGCACUUCAAGGCCAGCCGCUCUGAAACAACUAAUCAUCACUUGGUUGCAUAAUGUCAAAAAAUGCAACCACUUGUUUUGCAUAUUAAGAAGAGAAAUUAUGCAUCUUAUGUGUUUUUAUCUUUCGUAUCACUUUCUUUAUCAAAGCCUCAUCAACACCUGUCUUAUCUCCGACAAAUAUGCCACUGCUAUGCAAAUUUGAUCUCCGUUUCUCCAUGAGUGUAUUCAGUGUUUGGAAGUGUUGAGAGCACAGGUGGCAAAUUGUUUGACUGCUGUUUACUGCUAAAUAAUUUGCAUAGGACUUUUUUAACAGAGGCGUUGUGGCAAAGCUGUGCGAGGAUCCCUAGAGUUAAAGCAUUCAGGUGAAAAGAGGAAAUGACUCGAACUGGAGGGGGCUUGACUGUUCGACGGUUGAUCCUUGUGGUUGUGCAUCCAGGUGCUUUACAUAAUUAUCCCUCUACACUCGAACAAGCGACUCUUUUGAUUGCAGAAUGUGUUUGUUUGCAGCCCCAGUAUUAAAUAUUUGCUCAUGUACUACCUCGUAAAAGCAAAAACCAGAGUAGCUUUCUUUUUGUAAACAGUAUCAUGUGAACAGUACUUUUUUACUCAGCAGACAUUUGGUUGCAGCUUAGAGAAAAUAUUUGUUUUAUGUUCGCAAAUCUUCAUUAAUAUGUUCAUACUGUUUCAGCGAUCAAAUAAACAUUUAUUUUAGUGUUAUAAAAAA